UGCUCGUAUCUAACCCAAAUAAGCUUACACUCUCUACCGCGUAGCUCCAGCAUAGAAGUGUCAACAUCCCUCCAACGGCUCCUUGGAAAAUAAAUCCAAAUACAGCUCAACAUGAUGGCAGAUCCUGGUAUAAACGAUCACCAUGAUGUGAAGAUUUAUAGCUUACCUGGACGUAAAUUUAAUGAUAUAGAUAAUAAAUUGCUUAGGAUUAUACACGAAAAUUUGACUCAGGAAGAGGCUGCUCUAGCACCAGAUAUGCGAGCAAGGUUAAACCACUUGCGACUACAUGUUCAGCAUGAAGGCCAUGACAGCAUGCAUGCAGAAAUGGUCUUGGUACUUUUCAUUGUGACCUUAAUUGCACAUGUUGCCCUUGUCAUCUGGAAAAAAACUCAUUUCAAAACUUAUCAGCAAGUGAGCAUGGUUGGGGUGUGGCUGGCCCCCUUCAUUGUGUGCUUGAACCUGCAAUGGUGGGUGUUUGUCUUCUGGUGGCUUGUGUUUACAUGCAUCACUGGGCUGGUCAUGCGGAGUGCCAUGCAACGUCCACUACAGCCCACUACGCCCAGACAGGUGUACAAAUGGUUCCUAGCAGUGCACAAACUGUGCACAUUCCUGUCAGUGACAGGCUAUGCCCUGGUAAUGAUGACAGUGAUGGGCUUACCUGCACUAUUCCGCUUGUCCCCCAUCACCAUGUUUGACUACUCCCUGAUGUUCCUCUUCUAUGGCAUCUACUUUGGGGUGCUCGGCAGAGAUCUGGCUGAAGUCUGUGCUGACAAAAUGGCAGCACACAUUGGAUACUACAAGCCGGAGGGAAUGCCCACACGUACCUUAGAGCAUGGCAUCUGUGCCAUCUGUGGGAACCCGCAGCUGGUGCCAGAGGGGGAGGAGGGUGUCAUAGAGGACACACUGCGUCUUAAUUGUGGACACACUUUCCACGAGUUCUGCAUUCGUGGCUGGUGUAUUGUGGGCAAGAAGCACACCUGCCCCUACUGCAAAGAAAAAGUUGAUAUGAACCGCAUGGUCAACUACUGGGAGAAGCCACACGUCUUCUUCGGACAGAUGGUGGACUGGGUGCGAUUGAUGCUAGCGUGGCAACCACUCAUCAUCGUUCUAGUGCAAAAUAUCAACCGAUGGCUUGACUUAAAAUAGGAUUAGAUUGCUUUUAGUGCUUGAAAUACAACUAAACCGUUUUUAAGUAGUCGACUUUAAACUAUUAUUUACCUUUUUGUUGUGUAGCAUUGUGCAGAUUUUAUACUAUACUCGUAAUUGUUAAUACCUUCUCCAACGACAUGUUUAUAUUCUUGAUUCUGAAGACUGACUAAACAUGUCUUGAUACUGAAUAAAAUUCUCCUUGCAUUAUCAGCUUCUGAUGAAGUCCAUGAAGUCAUGAUGAAGUCCUCAAUGGACGAAAAGGAACAAAAUUAAUUAACAGAAUUAGUCAUGACCAAGGCCUGUUGAAGUACGGGAUUUAGUACUAGUGGAUGUCUCAAUCGUCAACAUGAGUCACACGGCAGUUGAUGUAUCCGAAGGUGCGCAAGCGGUUCAUCAAUCGCUUCAUUAGGUCAAGUUUCUAACGGUUGUGAACUUUAAAACCAAAUUUGAAACGAGAAUGGGCAAUUAUUAUUUUAUUCAACUUACAACUAAGUAAAAAUAAAUGAAUACCUGUACGAGCUCCUAAAAGGAAAAAAUGAAAAUUGUGGUUGAACUGUUUGUAAAGAAUUGCAAUUGCCAUCUUUUAUCUCUUCGAAACAAAAACUAGGCAUCUUUUGUGCUCGACAGACUGGUCUAAUUUUGUUGUCUGGCUGUUAUUCAAUAUAAAUUUGAAUUUCUUUAUAAAUUGUAAUAUUAACUAGGUAUAUUUAAUAUUUUAGACAUAUUUAUUUGUUACUCAUCUGAUUGACCGUGGCGUUUGCGUUUUACAAAAAAGCCUCUUUAAAUUGUUUUUCUAUCUUGAGCAAUAGUGUCGUGCAUGAGAUAUAUAAUUGAUCCAUUGCAGCCUACUGGUUGUCUCUUACAUAGCCUUAUUUUGUAUGUAUGAACGUUGGUUAAGUGAUGUUGUUCACAUGGUCUAGGCGAUAAAACAAUGAACAUGCUUCGUUUUUCUAGCUUUAUCUGUGCAAUGCUCGAAUUCUGUUACUUAGUGUCCGCCAGUGGGACUUUCUGUGAUGCGAUAUUUCUCUUCAAGAGUUUUAAGGGUUUCUUAGUUAGAGGGCUAAGUUAUUAUAUAGGUACGUCUGAUGUACUGUUAUAUUAUUGCGUAGACAGGUCGGAUAUGGUGUUCAGAUUAUGUAGGCAGGUUGCUUUGCCUUCUCUUUCUCUGUCUCUCGUACGUGUGCCAACGUCUGACGCAAUCUACCUCUUGUACAAGUGUCCUCGUUCUCGUUGCUGUUGAUUUGUCCGUUCUUUGCGUCUCGAGAUACUGUGUUUAUGCCGGCUUAUCGCAAUGGUCAUUUUAAACUUUCCGUCUCAUUUAUACAGUGGAAAUUUGUGAUGAUCACAUUGGUCCACCUUGGCUAUGAGCAUUUUUUAGUCUUGGUCCAAACCAGCUUGUUCUAGAGCGCUUCCCGGUUUCCGGCCACUGUAUUACUACUGUAAUAACUGAACAUGACAGAAUUAACGCCUUCGAUACGAGUCAAUAAAUGAUUCUCUGGCCCUAGAAGCGAUAGCUAAAAUCUCCCAUUUACUAAGAGUGCCUUGAGGGUACAAAUAUAAGGUUUUGCGAUUGGAUUUUAUAUAAAAAGUCGAUUUGGGGCAAUUUUUAUUUGUACAUCCAUCAAACGUAUAGGGCUAAGUUAGUUAACGUUGACAAAAAAAAAAAACAACCUAACUACGCUGAGUUAAAGCCUUGGCGUAGUUGAAACAAACUUUUAUGACGGAACGCAGUUUCACUCGCGCUCUCUCGGUUCGAUUUAGUUCUUAGUUGUUGACAACACUAGGCUUUUGUAGUUGGCUAACGUUCGUCGAAGAAACGCUUAACUUCACAUCAAUUAAUAUUCAGUACAUUCUGAUUUUAUUGCGGAUAGUUUGUGUGUUGUGGUUUGAUCGUUUUUAGCCAUCAUUUUGACAAGGAUUCGUGCCAGCAUAAACUGCUCUGACAAACGAUAUUUUUUGUUCCAAGUGCACUGUUCGUUUAUUAAAUUGGAAAACAAAUGAUAUAAGAAUUGCUGAUCAUCACUGUCAUUCAUGUUAAUUUUGCGUGACAUGGCCUCGGCCUGGGUUCCAAACGGAUACUCUGACAAACCAUGGUUUAUUUUGAAUAUUUAGUAACUAGUUUUGUUAUAUUAUUGUUCAUUUGUUAUUUGAGUGGUUCUAACAUACUAGCAGGAUUGCCUUCUCUUAAAUAGUAUCAAAAUUAAGCAGAUGAAGUCGUUGAUGCAGCACGAAGAGUAUGGUUUAACUGAUUAUUGUGGUGGGUGUGGUUCAACGUGAUUACUAAGUAUCAUUAGUAUUUGGCAAGUAUUUCUGUUGUGGUAUUCUUUCGCCUUUCCGUUGCAUUUACUGUGGAUUUGCGAGUUUUUAGAUAUUAUGAUAUUUUUACCUGGUUAUUAUUUGCCUUUUGCAUUUAUUGAUUUUCAUCUUGCCAGUUUGCUCAAUGAACGAAGUUGGAUGUAGUUUCGCGGCAAAUAAAAAUUAACUUUUCAUUCAAUAUAUAGAUUCUUAUAGAAGAAAAUAUUUUUCAAGCCUUACUAACACGCAUUUGGCUUCCCCGCUAGAUUUGGUGCAACUUUUUAAUGCAAGGUCUAAGCAACGGUGAUGACAAUCUCGACCGCUUCUGAAUACAAUUUUUAUAAGUGGACGAGAUUUCUUCCGAUGACUGCUGAGAAGGCAAGUCAAUAUCGGAUAGCAAUGUUUAAUUAACGAAGUACAUUUGGCUGCUUGCUCGUUGUGA
This is a messenger RNA of Hyalella azteca, 3886 nucleotides long. RefSeq names its product RING finger protein 121. The transcript is spliced from 7 exons. Lineage: Eukaryota; Metazoa; Arthropoda; Malacostraca; Amphipoda; Hyalellidae. Gene Ontology annotation, molecular function: metal ion binding; ubiquitin protein ligase activity. The record is from RefSeq and is a predicted model, not a curated record. The coding region runs from base 112 to 1146 and encodes 344 amino acids. Gene Ontology annotation, cellular component: endoplasmic reticulum membrane; Golgi membrane.